AUGCAGCAAAAUGGUGAUGUUGUUCACACCAUAACCGGCGAUUUUGGACGCUGGCAACUGCGUACCAUAAUUUUGGUGUUUUUGUGUAAAAUUCCCACUUCCUGGUUUAUGGCGUGUGUCAUCUAUACGGCGCCCCUACCACAAAAGACGGACUACUAUUGCAAGCCAUCGGAUUUCGAGGAAAUUAGAAAUGCCACUCAACCUGUGACACAUUCAUGGAUUCAAAGAUCCUUUCCCUUGCAGGUGGAGGAAAAGCAGAAGACCGAUCGAGAAUUUCACAUAGAUCAGUGCUACAUUCACAACACUACGCUGGCCCAAAGGGCUGGCCUGAACUAUACCAAUCCCUUGGAUAAGCCUUUGCGUCACCUGGACUCCCAGCAGAUAAUGCCCUGCGAUCAUUUCGAGCAUAUUUCGGAAUACAAAUCCCUAGUGACUCAAUUCGAUUUGGUAUGCUCGCGUCAAUUGUUGGUAUCGGUGACACAGUCCUUUCAUGCCUUGGGGGCCUUUGUGGGAGGCCUUUUGGCGCUUAAAUUACUAAAAAGUGUCAGUCCCAAGCGUUUAAUGUUGUACGGCAUGAUUGGUCAAAUUAUUUGCGGCAAUAUGACCGGUCUGGUCUCCACCUUUAUGCUGCAUGUCUACUACCGAUGCCUCACCUCAGCGUUUUGUGCCUUCAUGUAUAUUUCGGGACAGGUGAUAAUUUCUGAUAUAACAGCUGGCAAAGCUAGAACAAUUACCAUAACCCUCUCGGAGCUUUUCUCCUCCAUUGGUCUCAUACUUUUGCCAGGGAUUUCUAUAUUUUUCGAUAGUUGGAGCCAUCUGUAUGUUGCCAUAUCAACUUCUCUGGUGUUUCUUGUAUUUCCACACAGGUGGAUAUCGGAUAGUCCCCGCUGGCUGUUGCAACAUAAUCGCAUUGAAACCACUUUAAAACUUUUACUGGAAUCAGCUGCUUUCAAUAAUCAUCCCAUACCCUUGGAUUUGGAGCAACGUCUGGAGCUAAUGGCCAAUGAUAUGAAAAAUAAGCCAAUUGUACGUUAUUGGUCCUUGUGGGAUGGAAAAGCACCCAGAAGUUUUAUACUGCUGAUACAUUGGGCCUGGGCAGUGUCAAUGGUGAUUUACAGUGUAAUGGUGAUAAUGAUACGAUUUGUGGAUAUUACAAAACUGCAUGUGAAUACCUCAUGUUUGGGCUUUGCCGAAAUGUUGGGUAUAUUUCUGGGUCUAUAUCUCUUAUUGUACACCAGGCAUCGUUGGCUAUGGUCAGGCUAUUUAAUGUUAUUUGCUGGCAUUAUUACCUAUUUUGUAUGGUUUAUACCUGAUUCAGUCAAAGAUUCCCAUAGAGGUGCUUAUGAAAUGAUAUUUUGGCUAUUCCUAAAGCUGGUCAACUCAGCUUCCUUGGUUAUACUAACCAACUGUUCUGGCGAGCUAGUGACACCCGAUAAAAGACCCCUGCUUAUGGCCUCCGUUGGAGCAUUUAGCCGCUUUUGGCUCACCCUGGGUCCUUUCAUUCUGAUAUUUAUGAAAGUCAAUCACUUGCUGCCCAUUACCAUAUUUGCCAGUAUGGCCGUUAGCAGUGGUGCCCUUAUGUGUUUCCUCAACAUACACUUCUGCAAUGAUGACCAACCCAAGGUGCGGCGUAUACCCACCCCAAAUACAUAUCGCAGAAAAUCCUCAACUAUAUUGUUGAGGAAACUUAGUUCGGUGGAUGAGUGUAUAAGCUGUCCGGAAGAGAGUUCUUCAGCCGAAAUGGGCUAUGAUAAUCCCUCAAUUUCCAUAAGUCUUGAGGAAUUUUGGGAGAUGGCCGGAAAUUUAGCAGACACAGAAGAUACGAGGGCGAAAAAAGUAGCUGCAAAAGAUAGGAAAAGAAGAUUUUCACAUUUUUUGUAA
Molecule: messenger RNA, 1881 nt
Organism: Stomoxys calcitrans (stable fly)
Lineage: Eukaryota; Metazoa; Arthropoda; Insecta; Diptera; Muscidae
Product: steroid transmembrane transporter SLC22A24
Exons: 6
Coding region: 1-1881 (626 amino acids)
Biological process (GO): transmembrane transport
Molecular function (GO): transmembrane transporter activity
Source: RefSeq, a predicted model, not a curated record